AUGGUACACUUGCAAAUUCUACAGUUGUCGGAAAACCGGUUCUCUAGUCAUAAUGGUAACACUGACCUCAAGCCAUUUUUUGCUUCUUUGGCUAAUUGCUCUAACUUGACAGAACUCAAUUUGGCAGGAAAUCAUCUUGGGGGAGAGUUGCCUUCUAUUAUUGGUACUCUCUCUACUAAACUUGCAAAGAUAAAUCUUGAUGAUAAUCAUAUUCAUGGUCCAAUUCCUCCAGAAAUUUCAAAUCUUUUCAAUAUCACUCUAUUGAACUUGUCUAAUAAUAUUCUCCUCAAUGGUUCAAUCCCUCCUGAACUUUUUCAACUGGGGUCGCUGGAGAGAUUGUAUCUAUCGAAUAAUUCACUCUCUGGACAUAUUCCCUCGGCUUUUGGCAAUGUUCCUCAUUUAGGCCUCCUUGAUGUGUCGAAAAACAAACUCUGCGGUACAAUCCCUGAAAGCUUUGCUAACCUUUCUCAGCUAAGAAGACUAUUUCUUUAUGACAAUCAGCUCUCAGGUCCAAUCCCACCAAGCCUAGGAAAAUGCAUUAACUUGGAAAUUCUUGACCUUUCUUACAACAGGAUUUCAGGGACAAUUCCAAUUGAAGUUGCUAGUUUGAGUAGUUUGAAACUAUACUUAAACUUAUCCAGCAAUCACCUGCAAGGGCAUAUUCCACUGGAGCUGACAAAAAUGAACAUGGUUCUAGCCAUUGACCUAUCAUCAAACAACCUCUCGAGCACGAUCCCCUCCCAACUUGGAAGCUGUAUUGCUCUAGAGAACCUCAACCUUUCAAGAAAUAUUUUGAAGGGCCACUGCCAGCGAGAGAUACCAGAUUCUCUGCAGGCUUCGUCUACUUUGAAGCAACUGAAUUUUUCUUACAAUUGCUUCUCUGGAGACAUAACGAACAAUGAUGCAUUUUCUUCACUAACCAUCAAAUCUUUCCUCGGGAAUAACAGGCUCUGUGGUUCCAUAGAAGGGAUGCGAAAAUGUCACAGAAAACUAACUCACAAUUUAUUAGUGGCAAUUCUCCUUUCAUUACUCAUCAUUCCUAUUUUCUGCGUAGCUGGAUAUCCUUUACUACUCAGAUCAAAAUUCAGAAGGAAAUCAACGGUUUUUAAUAUGAAGGGCAUUGAAAAUGAAAAAGAAGCAAUGAGAAAAGAGAUAAAAUACCCAAGAAUUACUCAUCGACAACACCUUGAAGCCACAGGAGGAUUUAGUCCCUCAACCCUAAUCGGAUCAGGUAGAUUUGGUCAUGUUUAUAAAGGAGUUCUUCAAGAUAACACGAGGAUAGCUGUGAAAGUUCUGCACUUUAAAGCAGACGGAGAAGUUUCCGGGAGCUUUAAAAGGGAAUGCCAAAUUCUGAAAAGAACCAGGCACAGAAAUUUGAUCAGGAUCAUAACAAUAUGCAGCACGCCAGAUUUUAAGGCCAUUGUCCUUCCCCUGAUGCCAAAUGGAAGCCUCGAAGAUCACCUGUAUCCGAGCCAUGGACCACAGUGCGGAUUGGAUUUGGUUCAGCUUGUGAGCAUUUGGAUCGCUCUAUAA
Molecule: messenger RNA, 1533 nt
Organism: Olea europaea var. sylvestris
Lineage: Eukaryota; Viridiplantae; Streptophyta; Magnoliopsida; Lamiales; Oleaceae
Product: putative leucine-rich repeat receptor-like serine/threonine-protein kinase At2g24130
Exons: 2
Coding region: 1-1533 (510 amino acids)
Biological process (GO): protein phosphorylation
Molecular function (GO): protein binding; ATP binding; protein kinase activity
Source: RefSeq, a predicted model, not a curated record